AUGCCGCCAUUUUGGAGUGUGUCGGCAUAUCCAAAUCCUGCGCUAAAAAUACCGACCGUGCCUGACCAGGGGCUGGCCACAUUGGCGAAUUCAGCGCUUGACAUGCUGGCGGCAAAGGGGGAGACGCCAGCGGCGACUGUCGAGGCCAGAGGUGGUCUUGGCACUGCCAAGGCGCUGUCCGCGCUGAAAGAGAACGACGAGAUCACGUUGUCGUACCAAGAGGCGCUGUACGCCGUCAAGGCGCGCAAGAACCUGCGCUACCACUUCCUGUACCUGCCGUUUCCCAUCGCAUUCUUCCUCGUGUUUGCCGCGACCGCCCUCACCCACGUUCCCGUCGAGGUCAUGUUUCCAACGGAAAACGGCCUCGCGACGACGCUCGUGUCCACUGGCACGGACGCGCUGACAGCCGACACAACCAUGAAGUUCAAGAACAUUCAAACGCGAGCGGAUGUGUUUCCGUGGCUGACCAAGACACUGUUCCCAGCUCUGUUUGUCACGACCGACUACAACGGGAACAACUUGACGAGCGACCGCCAUAGCCGGAUCGUCGAAGUGCACAAGCUGUUGGGAGCGGUUGAAAUCACGACGACGUCGGCGGAAGAGACCGACUGCGGGCUCGAGGGGCCGCUCGGGGUCAUCUACAAACCGUGCCACGACUACGAUAACCCCACGAUCAACGUCCCAAUCUACAUCGACUCGAACGCGGACGCGGCGACGGCAAUCGCGACCAUCGUUGAAAAACAAGCGUCCGGCACGUGGAUCACACCGGCCACGACUUCCCUCGUCAUCAACAUUGCGACCUACAACGGCGAAGUCGACCUCAUGUGCAUCACGACCCUCCAGGUCGAAUUCCAGAUCGGUGGCUUCGUCGCAACCAAGUACAAGAUGGCGUCGAUUCCGGCCGAUCCAUACCAUCACACCAAGUCCGUCCUGGCGCUCGACAUUGUCGUGGGGAUUUUCUUCGUGGCGACACUCGGGAUUGAGGUCCGACAGCUCUGGCUCCACCGCAGGAGCAUCGCGACAGCAGCGUACUGGGGCAUCUGGCGCGUCGUCGAGUGGGGCGCGCUCGCUGCCGUGUUAGCGUAUUACGUGUUCUGGGCCAUCGUGUGCGACGGCAUCUACGACACAACUCUGUCGAGCCAGCUCACGGCGCUCGAAGUGUCUGGGACAAUUGACUUUUCCAAGGCCCAAGAGUCGACGGACGAAGGCAAGAUGCUCUUGACGCACGUCAUGGAACGGUAUCGGUCGAUGGGAGACCUCAUGGUCGCGAUUCGCCUGGCGGCGAUGGUGGCGCUGUUUCUGCUCACGAUUCGCAUCUUGGGGUCAUUUCGAUUCCAUCCCCGGUUGAACAUGGUGACGGCGACGCUUGGCGCGUCGCUGCACUCUCUCGGUCCGUUCUUCUUUGUCUUUGUCGUGUGCCUCGCUGCUUUUGUCGUGUCGGGGUGCCUCCUCUUCGGGGAGAAGCUCCUCGCAUUCAGCACCAUCGGCCACGCGACGGUGACGGUGGUCGACAUGCUGUUUGGCCAGUUUGAUCUGGCGGCGAUCUUCGACGUCGACUACCACGUCGCCCUGGUGUGGUACUGGUGUGCCAUGAUCGUUCUCUUCCUCGUCCUGUUCAACAUGCUCCUUGCGAUCGUGCUCGCCGCUUUCGACACGGUGCGAGAGGAGAAGGCAGGCCCGACGCGCAGCGUGACGGAAGAGUUUUCGAUCAUCGCCAAGGAAUUGAUCGGCGUCGAGCACUUUUGGCACCACGACGCGCCCAAGCGGUUCCGGCAGAGCGUGCGCGACGGCAACCUCCAGCGCUUCAACUCCAACACGUUGUCCGAACAUUUGCACAUCGGCAAGGACGAGGCCAAGGGCCUCAUCCACAACAUGAAAGUCCUCUCCGUGGCUGGCGCCGACUUGGACAAGUCCAAGCCCAAAGAUGAUAAGUCUGUGGAGCGAUUGCAUGACCGCAUCGACGCCCUCGAACGCGCGAUUGCAUCCCUUGUCCAGCAGUUGCAGCUCCCGCCCAUGAAGAUGGAAUAAGUCUCGAGCGAAGUCGAUCACGACAGUUAACAAAAUCGAUU
Messenger RNA from Aphanomyces invadans, 2069 nucleotides. RefSeq lists its product as hypothetical. The transcript has 5 exons. The coding region runs from base 1 to 2028 and encodes 675 amino acids. NCBI's taxonomy places the organism in Eukaryota, Oomycota, Saprolegniomycetes, Saprolegniales, Verrucalvaceae. The record is from RefSeq and is a predicted model, not a curated record.